UAACGUUUGCCUAAACAAUUUACGGUUAAUAUUUUGGUAGUAACUGUUCUCUAUACGUUCAUACAAGUAACGCCAUAAAACUGUUAUUGCUUGGCGUGUAUUGUUCAACCGCUGUCAUUUGUUGUUGUGAACUUUUUUUCUCCACGAAAAGUUGCGUUUGUUUGCAAACAAAGAAAAGCCACGUGUAGAACGAAAGACUCUUGGGAAAUGUUGUUUCUCUAAGGGGAAAAAGUAAGCGACAACAAUCAAUUUAACUCAAAUACCCAUAAUGCACCACCAGCACCAGCCUAGUGGGCGCAGUGGGCUGGAUAUUUUUUUGCCUGACAAGUAUAUAUGGGUUCUGUUUUUACUGUUAGCCAGUUUGAGCCCUUUUGUUUUUAUCAUCCCCUGAAAGCCAAAAUGUAUCGGCUAUAUAACAGCCUACCUUGUUUGCCAUAAAUAUUCGAGGGCAGACAUUGUUAAAGAUAUUGUUAAACUAUAUUUCAGGAUAUAUAGCUAGAUUUAUUUUUGUUUUGUUUUGUUCACUUGUAACCGAAGAGGAAGUUUCAUCUGGAAACGUCUCUGUAAGGUCGUCUUAAAGCUUAGAGAAGGUCUACGUUUAAGGUAGCAGCCAUGGUGUUGAUUCUGGGCAGGAGGAUGAACAGGGAGGACUCUGGGAUCAGAGACUCACCAGCUGUCAAACGCAAGGUGUUUGAGGUUGACUCCAAAACCUUUGCCAGCCAGGAUGUCUUGGACUUCUGUUCUGGCUCAUCCCACUCAGAGGGCAUUCUGCAGGUAUUCAAUGAGUUUCGCGACUGCCGCCUGUUCACUGAUGUUGUCAUCAGUGUGCAGGGCCGUGAGUUCCCCUGCCAUCGCGCUGUGCUCUCUGCCUGCUCCUCCUACUUCAGAGCCAUGUUCUGCAACGAUCACCGCGAGAGCCGCGAGAUGCUGGUCGAGAUCAACGGCAUCCUGGCUGAGGCGAUGGACUCCUUCCUCAACUAUGUUUACACCGGCCGUGCCAAAAUCACCACAGAGAAUGUCCAGUUCCUCUUUGAGACCUCCAGCCUCUUCCAGAUCUACACACUGCGUGAUGCCUGUGCGAAGUUCCUUGAAGACCAGCUGGACCCUUGCAACUGCCUGGGCAUCCAGCGCUUCGCAGAUGCCCAUGCCCUGAAGCAGCUAGCCAGCCGAUGCCGCAGUUACGCCAUUGCCAACUUCUCAGACGUGGCUCAGCACGAGGAGUUCCUCGACCUACGCAAAGAAGAGAUGGAAGAGUACACUGGCAGUGAUGAGCUGGCCAUCGGUAAGGAGGAAGAGGUGUUUGAGGCAGUGAUGAGAUGGGUGUACCACGAUGUGGAGCACAGGAAGCCCAUGCUUAAGGACCUGCUGCACCAUGUGCGACUGCCCCUUCUGCACCCCAACUAUUUUGUCCAGACAGUGGAGGGAGACCAGAUUAUCCAGAAUGCUCCGGAGUGCUACCAGCUUCUCCACGAGGCCAGACGCUACCACGUGCUUGGAAAUGAAAUGAUGUCACCCAGAACUCGUCCACGCAGGUCGACUGGAUAUUCUGAGGUGAUUGUAGUGGUGGGGGGUUGUGAGAGAGUGGGGGGCUUCAACCUGCCCUACACUGAAUGCUAUGAUCCAGUCACAGGAGAGUGGAAAUCCCUGGCCAAACUACCUGAGUUCACCAAGUCAGAGUAUGCUGUCUGCGCCCUCCGCAAUGACAUUCUGGUGUCAGGUGGUCGUAUCAACAGCAGGGACGUGUGGAUGUAUAACUCCCAGCUCAACCUGUGGAUCAGAGUGGCUUCUCUUAACAAAGGCCGCUGGAGACACAAGAUGGGUGUCCUACUGGGCAAGGUCUAUGCUGUAGGGGGCUAUGAUGGGCAGAGCCGCCUGAACAGUGUGGAGUGUUAUGACUCCUUCUCUAACCGCUGGACGGAGGUGGCUCCCAUGAAAGAGGCGGUCAGCUCUCCGGCCGUGGCCAGCUGUGCCGGCAAGCUCUUUGUCAUAGGAGGAGGGCCUGACGAUGACACUUGUUCAGACAAGGUUCAGUGCUAUGAUCCAGAGACGGACUCUUGGUUACUGCGGGCCAACAUCCCCAUCGCCAAGCGCUGUAUCACAGCAGUGUCCCUCAACAACCUGAUCUAUGUGUGUGGGGGUCUCACCAAGUCCAUAUUCUGCUACGACCCCGCAGAGGACUACUGGAUACAUGUGGUUCACACCUUUAACAAACAGGAGAGCUGUGGCAUGUCAGUGUGCAAUGGCAAGAUCUUCAUCCUUGGUGGCAGAGGGGAAACUGGCGAAGCAUCAGACACCAUCCUGUGUUACGACCCGGCAACAGGGAUCAUCACAGGAGUGGCAGCCAUGCCGAGGCCGAUCUCCUACCAUGGCUGUGUAACCAUCCACCGCUACAAUGACAAGUACCACAGGACCUGACCAUAAACAAGCACACACACUAAAGAACUUAAACUCUUUAAAAACUUAAGCUCUUCAAGUUCACCCCCUGCACAACACAAACACACACUUCUUUAUAACAUGCACAAUUAAGGAGCUCAGUCCACAGUACCGUUGAGCUAAUUUGUUUUCUCACCGCAUCAUGUAGCAAUACUCAUUGUGGUGCUGUAAAUCUUUUGCUGUUGUGUACCAUAGUUAUAACCCUUCUGUGGAAAUGCUAAGUGGUUGAUGAUGCUAAUGACAUGUCUGUAAGUGGAGUCAGAUCAACAUGGCAGAUCUGCCUUGCAUUAGCAGUAACUGCACAAGGCUGGGAAGUAAUGGAUCAUAUCUCACAUAAGUAAAGGAAACAGAUUAUGAUAAGGGUAAAAUAAAUAAAAAGUAGCAAUAUAAUAAAUAUUUGAUUGAAAAAUUUUUAAUUGCGAGAUUAAUUCUUAACCUUAGGAUCAGAUAUCUGUGGUAACAAUAUUCGAAACUUAAGGUUCACUUACUAUUAAGUUUACUGAAGAAGUGGCCGGGUUGGCUCAGUUGGUAGGGCGGGCGCACAUAUAUAUAGAAGUUUAUGCCUUGACGCAGAGGUCCAGGAUUCGAGUCCGACCUGUGGCGAUUCCCUGCAUGUCUUCCCCCUCUCUCUCACCUAGCUGUCCUGUCCAUUAAAGGCGGAAAAGCCCAAACAAAUAAUCUUAAAAAAAAACCCAAAAGUUUACUGAAGAAAGCCAAGGUAUAUGGUUGAUAACUCAAUGAAAAGUAAGUAAAAGUUAGUUCCGAUUAUUACACGGCCUUGUUGAAUACUUCAUUCUGAUUGGUCAAUCACGGCAUUCUACGGUCGGAUUUUUUUCUUCUGUAUAACAGACCGUUGCUAAGUAUAACAGACUGUUGCCAUGGGUGGAGAUUUGAUCACAGACUCUGGCGGACCAUUUUUAAAUCAACAUUUGUGCUAUACGGAGCUCAUACCGCUAAUCAGCGAAUCAAAGGGAGAGAGAGGGUGGAGGAAACGGGGAUCGCUAGCAGAGCUAAUGGCAACUGUGCAAACCGAGCAUUAGUUAGCUCUAACAUGUUUAGCUGACUCACCGGGGCGACCUGGCUUCCGCCGGUCAUCAGCGGUAAAGUUAACCGUCCCAACCGGGACGCAAGACAAGUAACCUCUGUAUGAGUAGCUGUGUAAUACGCCGUGUAAUACGUCAUGUAAUAAGCGGGAUAUGUGGAGCUCACUCUACUUUAAUACUAACUGAAAGGGCUAAAACUCCUAAUAACAUUAUUGAGUUUUAGUAAUGGAUUUUGUGACGACAGUGAUUAUAAGCAGGUAAUCAGUUUAAAAGUGAACUUCCCAACACUGUGCUUUUAUUACUGUGCAAAGUAACAUCACCAUGAGAUCUCGGUUGCUGAUGAGCUGAAAUGAACUCAGAGAGUGCUGAUGAACAAAAAACAAUGCCAUUAGGCAAACAUUGAAAAGAAUGAGCCAAGAAUGAUCUGCCAGCCAUAGGACUUAAUUUUAGACCGAUAGAUGAGAUGUCAGGUCAGUUUUCUAACCCUGUACCCACUGCACUCCAUGCGGAUACGUACAUACAGUACAGCACAGUACUGGUAAAGAACAUUAAAAAGUACUGUCCUCCGUUUCUUUUAACUCUUGACUCCUUGAUACUGAAAAUGACCUGAUAAAAACAAUGUGGUAAACAGUCAGCCAGCUGCUCUUCCACAGUAUAAGUGGUCAUAGGUACAAGUUGCUCUCACGCGUUGGCCCAGAUCGGUGUUAAGAGAAGAGAUAAAGAGCGGAGGCUGGAACAAAAUAUUGGAACACAGCCACUGUUAGCUUUUCCCUUUCUGUUUCUUUUUUUCCACAUCCCUCCACUUAUCACCUAGUUCUACUUCCCAUGUGCAUGUCCCUUUUCCAUCCUCCAACCUCACAUUUAGAUAUCACCUUUUUAAGCUUUAUUUUUGCUCCAUUUUAAUUCUUAUUAUUACACUCAUUACUGACUCUUUUAUUUUAAGUUAUACUUUUUUUGUCUUUUAUAAUUGGAUGUUUACUGUAUUAUAAGUAGCUUUAGUGUGUCAUUUUAUAUCAUUGUUAGUUCAUUGGUGUACUGGGUUGUGGGUGGUUUUGUAGAUGUGAGAAGCCUUUGUAGAUCAAACUCAAAGACGGCUCUGAAUUAGUGGUGUGCAUGUAUGGUAUGUAUGGUAUGUAUGCGACUUUUACAACUCUGGAUGUGUCGGAGCCAAGGAGGUUUAUCAAGGAGUUCUAGUGUAAGCAUUGCACAACUGCUAACAGGGGUUUUCACACUAAUGGUGGCACCUCUCACCUGUGCACUUACAUGUUAUUCUGGGUAACCAUAGAUACCUCCAGGCGUGUAUGUGUAACUUACUAGUCAGCUAAGGUGGUGGUGGUGUGUGUAGCAGAGCUACACCUCACACAGGUGGGUUAAGAGUUCUGAAUGACAAGGAUUUUGGAUGAUGUGGCUCAUGGUCAGUAGACCUUUUACUACAGUAGGCGUUGAUAGACUAGAGAUAUUGCUGUGAAUAUAACUUCCAUUUUUUUUUUCUUUGUGUAACUUGUAUUUAAAUGUUUGGUUGCAUAUUGAGUUUUUCUGUAACAGAGUAUUUGACAGCACUUUGACAGACAGAAUCCUGUUAAAUGUAAAAUUAUAUGACGUUGAUUUCCUUCUUUUUUUUUUUUUUUUUUACUGUAUCAGUAAAUGUUCUUUGCUUUCAUGUGAUGUAUGGAAGAGACUGUAAAAGGGCCCGUCAGCGUCUCCUGUUGGCCGUUACCUGCUAUGGCUCGGUUAUUAUAACAAAAACAACAAAAACUGCUAGAGAGAGAACAAUGUGUGAGGAAGAGAGUUUUGGCUUUCAAUUUUAGGUUAAAAAGUUGCGGCUCAGUGAGUUUACAUUUGUUAACAAUGUGUAACUUCAUACACAGCAUAAGCAUAAGAACAUCAGGGAUUGUGCCUCCGUCUGUCAGUCACAAUGACCAAAACAGGUGGAGGUCUUUCGGCUUAAACCAUCCUCGAGGCAGUUAUUUCUUUUCUUCUUUUUCUCAGAAGGAUGGGCUCGGUGUCAGGUCUUCAACAGAAGUACAAGCUGGAAAGAAAAACAUCCUCAGGCCCGCCCCACACUCCUAGACAUAAGUUACAUACUUAGGGGUAACUCAGGAAGCCAACAAGAGGAGGCUAAGAGGAAAUAAUGUGGUAAAGCAGAAGUUAGAGGGAGUUAGAUAAAUAGUGAUAGAGAGAGAAUUUGAGUGUGUGUGCAUUUGUGAUUCCACUGAGUAUUUACACAUAACACCUUAUGUUGAUUUAUUGGUUUUCAUUAUUAGCUUUAUAGAGGCCUUCAUACAUCGUUUGCUUUGAUAAGAUUAUUCAUCGUUUUUGUCUAUUGGUUUGUUUUUGUUUUUUGAUUGUUGUGUGACCGUUUGUUGCUGAGAUGUUUUGACUUCCACAUGCAGAUGGCAUGCCUUAAAUUAAACCCCCAAGAGCUGAGCAUUAAAUGUUGAUUGAUGGAUUUUUUGCCAUAUAUAAAAAUAGAUUAAAUUCAAACCCCCUUUGUUGAAAAAUGCAGGUGGGUAAAUUGCGCUUGUAUGCAAGAUGGGGGCUUUAACAUGUUAAUUGCAGAAUGUUGCCCUAUGUGCCUUAAUAAAAGAAUGACGAGUGGUGAAUUAAAUCUUAUCAUUUUGUUAUAAACUUUUCUUAUUGUAUGUAUGAUGUGAUAUUUUAACACCACUUUCUCCUCAGAUGCUCUUUGUCUAACUGUGAGGAAGCUUUGGAUUUUUGUAAACUGCAGUAUGAAAUGUAAUGGUUGACUUGUGUAAGAGAAACAUCAAUAAAGUUUUUCUUUCCAUC
Messenger RNA from Sander lucioperca (pikeperch), 6263 nucleotides. It is a transcript of the gene klhl24a, whose product is annotated as kelch-like family member 24a. Lineage: Eukaryota; Metazoa; Chordata; Actinopteri; Perciformes; Percidae. Gene Ontology annotation, molecular function: protein binding. Bases 613 to 2415 code for a protein of 600 amino acids. The transcript has 8 exons. The record is from RefSeq and is a predicted model, not a curated record.